AUGGAGGCUCAGAGCCUGUCGACCUGCAAUCAAUGCGGAAAGAAAUUCCAAAGGAAAGCCCAUCUGUUGCGACAUCAGCAGCAACAUUCCGGCGAUAGGCCGUAUAGUUGUAAAUUCUGCUCCAAGACUUUCAAGCGCAGCGAUGUUCUUCGAGACCACUUCAGUCGAUGUGAGAAAAGAGGCUCGUCGGCAAUUCCAAGUUCGCUGGAGAGAGGCAGAAAACGUCAUGCGUGUGACGAAUGUUCGAGGUUGAAAGUUAAGUGCGACAACAACGUACCGUGCGGGAAAUGCACAGAGUUUGGUAGGAAAUGUGUCAAGACUCGAUCGAGAUUGACCUUUGCGAUCACAGCAGUUGCGUCAAGUCCAGAGGGCACCCCGAAUCCGUCGACCCCAGACACUGGCUCAGACAGGAACUCGAUUGGAUUUCUACUCAAUUGUCCUAGUGAGUCGGACUUCAUCCAGGAAUUUCCUAAGUCGACUACUUUAAGUCCGAAUAGUAGACCAGAUGGCUUCUCAAGUCUGGAUCCUCCAGUACGAAACUUUCACCAAAUUGGAGAAGCAGGUAAUGCAUCGGUGUACCAAGAGUACGGACAUAUGAUUCAAGAGAACAAUAUAGACGUCCUUCUUAGCCAUCUGGAAUUCUCAAAUUUUGAACAGCAAACAAACAAUUGGCAGAUGCCGGGUGAAAAUAUGAUACUAUGGUCCGGACCUGAUGCUUUAUUCCUCGACCGCGGAGUCCUUGAGCAGAGAGCCUUUGAUAUAAGGUCGAAAUUGAAAUUUGCAUCAGAUAUCAUGAAUCCGCCGCACACACCACCUCCCGAAGUACUACAGGCGCUGGAGUUAAUUACUGCGGACAGUAUUGCGGCAUGGAUCAAGUUAUACUUCAGGCAUUGGCAUAAACAUGCGCCUAUGGUUCAUGAAGCCACGUUCAACCCUUGUCACGCUGCAGUUCCUCUGGUUCUUUCAUUGAUGAGUCUUGGGGCUAUGUACUCUAAAGAGACGGAACAUGUCGCAAAGCUUAAGAUGCUCUUGGACACCAUGGAAUGGUAUAUAUUUUCUCUUCCGGGCCUUAAUGAUGAAUACGAACUACCAGGCCGAACAUACGUUAAGCAAGGGGAUAAUGCUUCCCAAGAAUGGCUGCAAUAUCAAUUGGAAGAGCUGCAAGGCGCAUAUCUUAUGAUUGUAUUGCAGUAUUGGACUGGAAACGCUGUAGCCAGGACGAGAGUCCGUCAGCAGAGAUUUCCGCGAGUUGAUGCCAUAUUUCACCACCUCGAAGUGCUAACGAUGCAGCAUUCGCCUGACUUCGAGAUCAAAGAUCAAUCGUCGUUUACAAAAUGGAUACGGAAAGAAUCAUACAUUCGAACGGCAACCUUAGCAAUAAUGCUCGAUCAUGCAUUUGGCAUAUUCAACAACGUUCCUCCUCGCUUCCAAUGGGCCGAGAUUGACCUCCCGUUCCCAUCCGACGAUCAUUUCUUCAAGACGACCAAUUUCGAAGAUAUGGUCGCGAAGUCGAUCCAGCCAAAACGAAGCAUGAAGAUCAAAGACGCCUUUCUCAAUCUAUUUACUCCGCCAAUGUCCAUGGAACAAGACCUUAGUUCUUUGAGGCAGAGAGCACUAACUGCUCUUGACAUGCAAAUGCUCAUACAUUUCCUCUACACCCACGUCUGGACCUCCACAUUCUCGAACCCAAUGGCCUGUCUACCCAGCACCGACAUCCACCACCUCACCGCACCCUUCAAGACCGCGCUGCACAACUGGAAGCUCAUCUGGGACGAAAUCAAAUCUUCGUCCUUAGAAACAGAAUGGAACAAGCUCGGCUUCCAACGAACAGCCGAAGCGUACUUUGACGCCGUGAACUCGAUCCUCGCCGUGUUUGAGAAGAGAGAGGGCAAGUUCCCGCCGAUACCGAGUGAUUGUGAGAAGGGGAGUCAUUUGAAGAGGGUGUUGAGUUUUUAG
This is a messenger RNA of Mollisia scopiformis, 1956 nucleotides long. RefSeq lists its product as uncharacterized. The transcript has 9 exons. Gene Ontology annotation, molecular function: zinc ion binding; DNA-binding transcription factor activity, RNA polymerase II-specific; RNA polymerase II cis-regulatory region sequence-specific DNA binding. Gene Ontology annotation, biological process: regulation of transcription by RNA polymerase II; DNA-templated transcription. Gene Ontology annotation, cellular component: chromatin. NCBI's taxonomy places the organism in Eukaryota, Fungi, Ascomycota, Leotiomycetes, Helotiales, Mollisiaceae. The record is from RefSeq and is a predicted model, not a curated record. The coding region runs from base 1 to 1956 and encodes 651 amino acids.